Molecule: messenger RNA, 2531 nt
Organism: Polypterus senegalus (gray bichir)
Lineage: Eukaryota; Metazoa; Chordata; Cladistia; Polypteriformes; Polypteridae
Gene: tmem97
Product: transmembrane protein 97
Exons: 3
Coding region: 218-763 (181 amino acids)
Cellular component (GO): endoplasmic reticulum
Source: RefSeq, a predicted model, not a curated record
CGGGCGCCCAUCGUCUCUUCCUGGAAAGGCACUUUCCAGAUUCGUUCGGACGCGGAGGACUGACUGUUUUGUUAUUAUUUCAGCACACCUAGAUUUAUAAACCGUUUUGAAUUUAAAGGGUUUAUAACAACUCCACAGCCGUCCGCUUAUUUGUCAGACUAUCUCAGGGGGUGUGCUUAUUUGUUCAUUUCGGUCAUUCAUCUUAAAUUGUGCCGCGAUGGCUGCUUGCACCCGUUUUCUGGAGUGGGUGUUCUUCUUGUAUUUUGCAUCUCACAUCCCGAUUACUGUGUUCAUUGAUUUGCAGGCUCUGUUGCCCAGCAACGUCUAUCCACAGAGCCUAAAAGAUCUUCUGAAGUGGUAUGCCCAGACGUACAAGGAUCCAAUGAUAAUGAAUCCUCCUUCCUGGUUCAAAUCGUUCAUAUUUUGUGAAGCCAUUUUACAGCUGCCUUUCUUCCCAAUUGCAGCUUACGCUUUUUAUAAAGGAAACUGUAGAUGGAUCCGAACUCCAGCUAUUCUCUACUCCACUCAUGUGGCCACCAGCCUGAUUCCCAUCCUUGGUCACAUUCUCUUUCACAAGUUCCCCAAGGAUGGAAUGUUCCCAGGGCCUCAGACCCUACGAGAACGAGUGGCACUUAUGGGCAUCUAUAUACCUUAUUUGGUCAUUCCCAUCUUAAUCCUGCUCACCAUGCUUUAUAGUAAGGCCUACAACAUACAGGUGCGCGGUGGGAAAGGUGGAUCUGUGGACAAAAAGAAAGGCAAAUGAGCAAGGGGAUAGCUGUUUUAGUGUGUGUUUUAGAAGUAUGCAGUACUUUUUUGAAUUGAAAUGCCUUUACAAAGUAAAGGGCUCACACACUACAUGGUCAUCAGAGGUUGUUCUAUUGGCAAGACUGCUCUGGACAUUCACCCAGAUCAGGUCUGCUUCUAGUCAAAGGGUAACGGGUUCUGUUUGUUCCAGGUGAUCUUUUGUUCCAUUAAUUGUUCUAUUUGGAUUUUUACUUUGUACCCAUGCAAAGAGUAAUUUCAUUCACUUUUUUAUAAUGCUAAAACUGUUUUAUAAAUGAUAAUGCCAGGCCUUGCCUUAUGUUCUUCCAUUACCAGUUUUUUUUUGUAUUGCUUUCUUUACAGUUCAGACUAACAUAAUGCAUAUCCCACAGAAAACCAGGACUAGAAGUCACAUUCCUUCACUCAUUCUGGUUCCAAUAUUCAGAGCUACAUACAUGAAUAUUAUAUAUCCAAAGUUAAUGUUUUGAAAAUACAUCAUAUUUUUUGUAAAAUAAAUGGAUCAAUUCACAUUAAUAAAAAUAAUUAAGUUCAACAUAGAUGGGAAAUAAGAAAAUCACAUGAGCUGACACACUGCACAGUCCUACAUUCUUAUUAAAUGGGGAAAUAUUAGAACAUCUCUUUAAUAUGAAAUUGUAGGGGCAGGCAUCAUUCAAUGAACCAGAACAUUUGUUGCCUCCUUUACAAAGAGGUAAAACGUUUAAGGCAAAUUUUAGUUUCUGUCAUUAGAAAACUGUAAAUCCUCAUUAAGAGGCAUUCCAUGACAAGAUUUAUAAUGGUUGGUAAAUUUAAGAAUGUCAACACUCAGUCCAAAGUUGCCACUCCAAAAUCCAGUAAAAUAAUUCCGUUGAAAUUUAUGAGAAUAUGGGAACGUUAUGCAUUAAUUGUUUUUGUGUAAAAGUCAAGAGUUAUUUAAAAUUUAUAUCCAUGUCUCAACUCCUUAAAAUUAACAUAAAACACAGUAUCUGUUCAUCACUCCUGAUGUCCAAAUCUGUCUAGCCAGAGUGGAGUUUGAUCAACCUCAUGCUAACAUGCUUGUUUUCAGAACUUGCACACAAGAGAGGUAAUGUAGAGAGUGUAACGGUAAAGUAAGGUGACCAAUACCCUACUUUAGCAUACCUGAAGUGAAGAGAAGGGUCACAUCUGUAAUCAUAGCACCAGAGAAUUAUGACAUGUUACGAGAUUAACACAUGCAAGCAAGAAUUUCACUGUACUCUGUACAUGUGACAAUAAAGACCUAUUGUGAGGAGAAAAAAUAAAUCUGCGUUCAGAAAUAAAUACCAUUUACCUGACAAAAAUAUAUAUAAAUCUCAUAAAAAUGAAGCUAUUUUGCUUGAAAGUAAGUUAUAGGAAUGAAUGACACCACAGACCCCUCCCUGAUCUGCAAACACUGAAUUGUAGGUUCUGUAGAAGCAGCUGGCUUGAAACAGGAAAACAAAAUCCAGAAAACACUGAAUUCCCACCAAUGCUUCUUUUUUUUGUUGCUGCUGAUAUGCACUCUUUAAAACACAGUUGUUUCUUCUUGAGCAUAUGAAGAUUUACAUUUGUUGAGAAUAAGGUACACAUUAUUAUUCAAGUCUGUUUGAAUAAAAUUUGUUGUAUUGGGUUUAUAAAAUCAGAGUAAUGAGAGUAAACUUCAAACAAACACUUUAUGAUUACACAAUAGAACUGGGGGUGUUAGCAUUAAAUGUUAUUUUUAUUUUGUUACUUGUUCAAUUGUGACUGAUUUAUAAAUAAAAUAAUUUUUGUUU